Messenger RNA from Puntigrus tetrazona (Sumatra barb), 3506 nucleotides. RefSeq names its product potassium channel, subfamily K, member 4a (gene kcnk4a). Gene Ontology annotation, molecular function: potassium ion leak channel activity. The transcript has 6 exons. Lineage: Eukaryota; Metazoa; Chordata; Actinopteri; Cypriniformes; Cyprinidae. Gene Ontology annotation, biological process: stabilization of membrane potential; potassium ion transmembrane transport. The record is from RefSeq and is a predicted model, not a curated record. Gene Ontology annotation, cellular component: membrane. Bases 382 to 2052 code for a protein of 556 amino acids.
UAUACAGUGACACUAGAAAUAAGUUACUUAGGUGCUUCUAAUUAUGAAUAAAUAGCAUUUCGUAGUAAAUAGUAGCAAAGCUGCUUUUUAUUUUAAAUAGAGGGAGGGCAAAUACUUUCAAGCAGAACGUUCUACGAAAAAAGAAGCGACGCUCUGCAAAGUAGAUAUGGGAUCAUUUGUUUUGCUAUGAUAUUCUGUUUAAUUUUUACAUACUUUGAUCCCAAAUCCUUUUUAUAGGCUACUGUACUUUGCCAAAUAGUGAAAAAACACACUCACAUUUCUUCAUUUGUCGUGAUAAGCAGAGAUAAUUUGAUUAUUGUGUUUGUUUCCCUUGACGUUCUUCUCUUCGCUCCACCUAACCUGAUGGACACAUGAUUAUGGAUGUUUCCAAAACAUUCAUCCGCAGUAUGCAGCCUCGCGUUUGACGUCAUGCGGUACACAACGCUGUUGACCAUCCUGGCAGCCGUGCUGCUGUAUUUGGUGUUGGGGGCUCUGGUGUUCGGCUGGCUGGAGUCCUCCAGGGAGGAAUGGGCUCACCGCGAGCUGCUGACGUCUCGAAUGGCUUUCCUACAGAACCACAGCUGUGUCACUCCUUACAGCCUGAGAGAGUUCACAGAGAAAGUGGUUGAUGCCAUUGAAGCAGGUGUGGACGCCAGAAGCACAUCAAAUUAUACCAGCAGAUGGGAUCCAUCCAAUGCUUUCUUCUUCUGUGGUACCAUCAUAACCACCAUUGGGUUUGGAAACAUUUCGCCCAAGACCAAAGGCGGUCAGUUGUUCUGUAUAUUUUAUGCUCUGGUGGGGAUCCCCAUGUUUGGGAUACUGUUAGCAGGGGUUGGAGACCACCUGGGCACCCUGCUGAGGAGAGCAGUGGCCAAGAUAGAGACUCUGUUCUUGCGUAAGGGUGUAAAGCCCACCAGCGUCCGUGUCAUCUCCGCUGUCUUCUCCAUCCUGAUUGGCUGCUUAGUCUUCAUCGCUGUCCCGACCAUGGUGUUUAAAGAAGUGGAGAGCUGGAGUCUGUUGGAAGCGGUUUACUUUGUCGUGAUCACCCUGACCACGGUGGGCUUUGGGGACUAUGUGGCAGAGAGCAGGAGAGAUGGAACGCCCCUGUACAAGCCGUUGGUGUGGUUGUGGAUAGUGUUUGGUCUGGCAUAUUUUGCAUCUAUCCUCACCAUGAUUGGGAACUGGCUUAGAGUGUUGUCAAAGAAAACCCGUGCGGAGAUGGAGGAGUUGAGAGCCCACGCAACAGACUGGACUCAGAACAUCCAGAACAUGUCCAUGGACUUCCGUAUUCCCGUGCCCCUUGAUCUCAAUGACCCUUUUCAGCUCCAGCGGCGACGUAGACGGAAGCGUCACCAUCGUCAUCGCCACCCAGGACUCGGCUCAGCAAGAUUGGCUCAUGGGAUCUCCCUCGAUGCUGAUGUUAUCCGAGAGAACGGACACCUGAUUCUCGGAUGGCCAGCGUGCAAGUACACCCCAGGGUCUGAAGCCCUGUCCCAAUCCAGGUCGUGGGGUAGGUUAGAUGGUCCGUACGAGGUGAGACCAGGAUCGAGGCUGACUGUAGGACCAGCAUCAAGAUCCGUCUCAAGGUUAGAGCUGAAACCACCAUCGAGACCCGGAUCCAGAGCCAUUUCCAGGUCCCCUUCAGAGUCUGGAACGGGAUCGGUCUCUGGAUCCGAGACGCCGUCAGAAUCCUGGUCGGAAUAUGAAUACGAGACAAAUUCCCGUAACUCAGAGGACCUGGAGUCUGGAGCUGAAGGGACUCUCAGAUCUUUGGAAAGUCGGAAGGAUGUUCCUGUCGUAGUGGUUGACCGCUGCGGGCCACCUCAUCCCUCGCUUCUGGACUUUUUUGGCGAGAACCUGGCGUACAUCGACGAGUCCUCGGACGCUCUUAGUGAUCGGGUUAAACCUGCUGGACAGAACCGCCAGCGCAAAGCCAAGAGGAGGAGCAUGACGAGAAAGAUUCCCCAAUCCUGUCCUCCCGGACUACAGGGUGAGAUCAGUAGCGAACUACAACCUCCAUCACACCCUCCUACACCUCCACCUCAAACCUGACAGAUAUACAUCACAGCUUGAAGAUGUCACACAUGACUGACGUGUGUAAAUACAGCUUCUAUUAAAAUGCUUUGUGCAUUGUUCAAAAACAGUUCACGCCUCCCAGACAAACAUGAAUUACUACCAUUUCUGCAGUAUGCGCUUUUGUCAAAAGUUUGGGGUGAGACUUUAAAGGGUUAGAUUCCCCCAAUAGCAAAAUUCUGUCAUUAAUUACUCACCCUCAUGUCGUUCCAAACCUGUAAGACCUUUGAUCAUCUUCGGAACACAAAUUAAGAUAUUUUUGAUAAAAUCAGAGCUAUCUGACCCUCCAUAGACAGCAAUACAACUGAAAUGAUCCCAGCUGCAGAAACAUAGCAAAUACAGCGGUAAAAUAGGAUGUGAUAUCAGUGACAUUCAGUUUUCGGCACUAAGAGAAUACUUUUUUUUUUACUCAACCUUUCUUCUGCCCUGAGUUAUGUCUCCCACCAUUUUGGAGAGUAUCACAACGCAUACACACGCUUUAAUGUAUUUGACGUAAUCAGCCUCCUUAAAUGUUGUGGGCACGUGCUUGAACGUAAUCUGUGGUUGUUUCCUCUUAGGGGAAAGUGUGCGUAUUUGCUGUGAUACUCUCCAAAAUGGCAAAAAAAAGUAACUCGGGGAAGAAGAAUGGCCAAGUAAAUUAUGAACUAUGGUCUUACGGGUGUGGUGAGUAAUUAAUGACAGAAUUUUCAUUUUGGUGUAAACUAACCCUUUAAAUUCUAAUGCAGCUUUUAUUUGACUAAAAUACACUAAAAACAAUAAUACUGUAAAAUAUUUUACAUGGUAAUGUAUUAAAAUGUAAUGUAUCCCUGUGAUGCAAAGCUUUUAAACAUCCUUUACUGACGCCGAACUAUUUAUCAGCCGUGCAUACUGUACUUAAUAAUGUCCAGAUGACCAACAACAUUGGCUAAAAUGUGAAAAAUAACUGCAAUUUGCUUACCUUUACCAACCAUUUCCAGAUGACUAUGAAGUAACAUGCAUAUGUUGUAUGUUGCAUAUAAUAUUUUAGUAUUCUAAUUUGAACAUAGCCAAAAAUGUUAAAAACCAGCAAAUCUGAUUUACAGGUUUUUUUUCUGUGUAAUUCGUCAAUGCCACCAGUUGUCAUAUUUUAGUCAUAGUAUUUAAUAGAAUUGACUGUAAAUUUUAUGCUGUCAGUGUAAGUGGAAGUCAGGUUAGUGUUCAGAAACUAGAUAAAUGGUAAAUGCUGUUAUGUUUUUAGGAGUUACGUUUUAUUUGUAGCCUCUUUCUUGUUAAUAUUCCUCUAAUAGUUUUGGUAUUAUAGCCUUUAGUUAUAAAAAAACCCAGUUUAUAUUUUGCGUGAUAUACUAGGAGACAAUUUGUUGUAAGAAGCACAUUGUUUAUUGAAAUGUAAUUUUAUUUGUGUGCCAAAUUGGUUAUAAUUUUGUCAUGAAUACAAUGGUUUGGUUGACGAUUGA